Messenger RNA from Spodoptera frugiperda (fall armyworm), 1767 nucleotides. RefSeq names its product protein FAM98B. Lineage: Eukaryota; Metazoa; Arthropoda; Insecta; Lepidoptera; Noctuidae. Bases 124 to 1686 code for a protein of 520 amino acids. The record is from RefSeq and is a predicted model, not a curated record. The transcript has 10 exons. Gene Ontology annotation, cellular component: tRNA-splicing ligase complex.
GCCAGCGACAUAUUUAAUCUGACGUUUGACUUUGAUUUUCUCCGAAAUUUAUUACCGGUCGAGUAAUUUUUCGUUAAAGACAGACAAGUUUAUUCAUUAUAAUACUUGUAUGUUCCCAUAAAUAUGGAAAACGAUAUAUUGGACUCGUUAAACGAUUUAGGGUAUGAAGGGCCUCUCACAGAUGAGGCGUCCUUCGCCAAAGCCCUGGACGGUGGCCCCAAGUCACUGGACUUCACGAAAUUGGUUCACAUACUAGCUGAAGAAAUUAAGAACCUCUGCAAUUUGGAGGAGACGGUCAACAUGAUGAAUGAUCCUGAUGAAUCCAGCUCGUUCCUACUCGAGCUUAGUUCCUUUUUGAAGGAACUCAAAUGUCCAUAUAAGAAAUUAGUUACAGGUCACAUGUCUUCCCGCCUGCAAACGAAGGAGGAUCGGCUGCUACUACUAGAUUACUUAAUAUCGGAGCUGAUGGCUGCUAGGAUGGUCAAUGUGGACGGGCCCAAAGAUAAGCAGGCAGCUGGCAUGGAAAUCGUAGUUCAAGAAUCGCCAACAGCGAGGGACCUAAAGAACAUCUUGAUUGCAUUGAAAUUCAACAAACCGCCUCCUAACAUCACGGCAGAGAUGUUGUUCGCGAAACUCGAAGCUAAACUCAAGGAUACCAUACAGAAAGAAGGCGACCAGUUGGUGGGCAAACCUCUGUACAACAAGGCUCUCUCGGAGAAGGAAUGGAAGCAACUAGAGACUGCCUUCAACGAGAUGUUCGAGGAGUAUCGGCUGAGGAGGGAAACGCUCAUCACUCGUUUGGAGUGCACUAUACAGAGUUUUGAGUGGUCAGACCGUCUCAAAACGAAGAGAGACGUAAUCCAGUCAACGUACCGUCCCAAACGAGAGUCUUUGAAAGUCAAACCAGACGUCAAACUGGCUGACUUCCUAGCGGCUAGGACUUCGUUGUUACAAGUAGAGAAAACAUCGAAUGCAUCCGUACGGAAGAAUACUCAAACUGAUGUGAACAAAGUUAUUAUUGGGCAGGUACCAGACAGAGGCGGUAGGCCCAAUGAACAACAGCCCCCACCACCAGAGAUGCCUUCCUGGACGCAGAGAAAUGCUGGCGGCGGCGGCGGCGGCGGUGGCAGAGGUGGCAGGGGCGGUGGCAACUUCAACAACUCUAAUCCCAGCUUCAACAACUCCAAUUCCAACUUCAACAACUCCGGCCCCAGUGGAGGGGGAGGGGGACAAGCAGGACGCGGGGGACGAGGGGGACGCGGGGGACGCGUGCAGGGGGGAUAUAGUCAGGGGGGCGGAGACCAUGGCAGGCCCCAACAGAAUAGAAACUACCAGACAUACGAGGUUCCCCCGGGUGGUUACAACCAGAACCAGUACAGCCAGGCACACACGUAUGAACCAGACCAGAACUACAACCAACAUAACCAAGGCUACAGCGGUUACAACCAAGCUGGUUACGACAGUAUGGGCAGCUAUAACCAGGGGUAUCAAGGUGGCGGUGGCGGCGGUGGUUACAAGAAGCCGUACCAAAACAACCAGCAAGGAUACCAACAUAACCAAGGAUACCAGGGCAACCAGGGUUUCCAGGGCAACCAGGGCUACCACCAGGGUAGAGGGGGGUAUCAGAACGAGCAUGACGAUAGAGACAGACGGGGCCGGGGCGGCUACAGGGGCGGCAGGCGUUGAUCUUCGUAGGUAACGUGUUGCGAAUAUAAGUUUUUAAACUGACAUGGUCACUAACACUAUUAUUAGAACUUAUUACGGGAU